AUGGAAGUACGUGGUGAAGGAAUAGCCAGAAAUGGUGGGAUUGUUAGGCCAUCUUCGCUACCCUCCAAGCAGGCCUCAGAGAAGAUGGAAUUCAUGAAGGGAGUGCGUGGUUUCACUCCGCCCCCCUUCUUGACGAAGACCUUUCAAAUGGUGAAGGAUACAGAGACAAACAACAUGAUUUCCUGGAAUUCUGAAGGUACCAGCCUAAUAGUCCUGGACCAUCUCAAAUUUGCUGCAGAGGGAUUCAGGAAGAUUGGACUGAGGCAAUAUGAAUACGAGAAUAAAUGGUUUCAGAGAGGGCAGGAACAUUUGCUAAUGAACAUUAGAAGGCGAAAUGAUGAAGAUCCAACAAUCAGGAAAAGACGAGAACUGAGGGAACAACACGUAACGGCUGCGAGGCCUUCAAUGGAGGCAGAGCUGGAAAUUUUCGAGGAUCACAUGAAUGCACUGAAGGAAGACAUCACAAGAUCAAAAUAUCAUAUGGGGAAACUUGAGAGUAGCAUAGCCACCUUCAAGAAAAAUGUGAAAAGAAUGGAGGCUAAGUCAAAAGCAUUGAUCAAGGUCUUAGCCAGAAUAUUCAGCCCCGCCUUAGUUGAGAAGAUAAUUCAGCGUGUGGAGGAAGAACCAGAACUUGAAAUCCUUCAGACCAUGAAGAGAAGAAGAGUGAUUCUACAACAAAGCUCUAAAACCACAACAAAGUCCACGGAUGAUGGAGCUUGUGGCAUGGACCAAGAUGAUCAGGAGGCAAACACUUCAAUGGCAGAAUCGAAAAAAAGUGCUGAUCAGAAACUAUGGAAGAAGUUCAUGGGAGAUGAUUCAGUUAGCGAGGAUGAGUCGGAGCAACAACUGUUGAAGCAACACUCGAGGACUGAUAUGGGAUUUGAUGAUUUGAUGGUAUCCAAGAUUAUGAAUGCCAAGGAGCCUAAUUUGGACGUGGAGGAUGAAGUUGUUGUUGACCUCUGGACGGUUUCACUUGGUGCAGCAUCAAGAAGAGGAGAUAGAGCAGCUGCUAGAAGAGUUGAUGCAGCAUAA
Messenger RNA from Coffea eugenioides, 1032 nucleotides. RefSeq names its product heat stress transcription factor A-7a-like. The record is from RefSeq and is a predicted model, not a curated record. The transcript has 3 exons. Bases 1 to 1032 code for a protein of 343 amino acids. Lineage: Eukaryota; Viridiplantae; Streptophyta; Magnoliopsida; Gentianales; Rubiaceae. Gene Ontology annotation, biological process: regulation of transcription by RNA polymerase II. Gene Ontology annotation, cellular component: nucleus. Gene Ontology annotation, molecular function: DNA-binding transcription factor activity; RNA polymerase II cis-regulatory region sequence-specific DNA binding.